AUGGCCUCAAAGCAGCAAGUUACUCCCUCUAAUGACAGCAGUCGGAAUUCUUCAAAGAUUCCCAACACUGAACCGGUAUACGUUGACGCAAUUGAUGCAGCGACCGGCGAACAUAUAAAAAUUAUGUACAGCGGCGCGAAAGUCAUCGGCAGUGGUUCUUUCGGAAUGGUGUUUGUCGCUUUGCUCGACGGAGAGCGGGAAGUGGCCAUAAAGAAAGUUUUGCAGGAUAAACGCUAUAAGAAUCGAGAACUCCAGAUACUCCGCGAGAUCCGCCACCCGAAUAUUGUGUCUCUUAUGUACUUCUUUUAUUCUAUUGCCAAUUCGUGCAAUUUUCCAACGCCUUCCUCCUCCGUUUCUUGCUUGCGUGCUCUGCGAGAUGCUGCCUUGCGACUCGUGCUAAGCCCUGUGAGCCGGGAAUUUCUGUCUUCCAGAAGGGAAGCACAGAAGAGAAAGCCUCCCCAGGUAGCUCGGACGACUCCUGUAAGAACCAUGUUCCCCUGUUGUUUCCUUUCCUUCUGUUUCGAGGUGCAGUCUGCGUGCAGUGUGUGUGUUUUUCUCUUUCAGAAAUCGAAGGACACUUACCUCAACCUCGUGCAGGAGUACAUUCCUCAAACACUUAGCCGUGUUAUCAAGCACUACUGGCACGUCCGUCAACCCAUUCCAAUGACUUAUGUCGUACUGUACAGUUUCCAAAUGAUCCGCGGUUUGGCGUACGUGCACAGCAAGAACAUCUGCCAUCGGGACAUCAAGCCGCAGAACCUCCUGGUCAAUCCCGAGACGGGUGUGCUGAAAAUCUGCGACUUCGGCAGCACCAAAGUCCUCGUCCCGGGCGAGCCCAAUGUGUCGUACAUUUGCUCGCGCUACUACCGCGCGCCCGAGCUCAUCUUCGGCGCCACGCAGUACACCGUGCGAAUAGGUAAGUCGGAACUGCUUCAUGCCAACGCCUCCAAGUCUGAUCCCCUAUGGGCAGGUCAUUUUCGCAGGGAUCGCUGGAGUUUACUGAAGAACCACCAAAUCCUCGCCUCAUUAGCAUUCUCGUCUGUCUUUCGUGGAUUAGGGGCACGCCUUUUCUUCCACGCAGACAUGUGGUCGGCGGGUUGCGUCGUGGGCGAAUUGCUUCUUGGUCGUCCCCUGUUUCCCGGUGACUCGGGAGUCGAUCAGCUGGUGGAAAUCAUCAAGGUCCUCGGAACGCCCUCGCUGGAGCAGGUCAAGGAGAUGAACCCGCAGUACAGCAAAUUCGUUUUCCCCAGCAUUAAGUCAUGCCCGUGGGAAAAGACGAUAAUGGCAAGCAUCUACCUGCGAAAGUUGACUCCUUUAGGUACAUCAUUGGAGAUUCUGAUCAAAAUGCAUCUUACAGUCACCGAAAUUCGGAUCAUGGCCUGGAAAUUUACUCGAAUGGUCAUACAGUGGCGUCCGCAGACGUCUUCCAUGAAUUCUCCUUUUCGUCAACAGGGAAACAUUCGUAAUUUAUCGACUAGUGCUGCCGAUUUGAACUCGGCGACUCAAGUCGCCAGCUGGAAAAAAAAGGCUAACUUGAUAAGUGAGGAACGUCUGCGACUCCGUUACAUCUCUCGCAGUAGCCGCGUCGAGUUAGAUCGUUACCUUUGUCGCAUUCUGCUUUUGCAGUUGAUCACCAACCGCGGGCAGUGUGAAGACGCAUUUAACGUCCUGCGAGCCCUCCUCGUCUACAGCCCCUCGCAGCGGCAACCAGCCAGCGAGGCGCUCGCCGCGCCCUUUUUCCAGCAGGUUCUGUCCAACUCCAGCCUCGAGGUGCCCAGCACCAACUCCACCGGCCGAGCGUCCACCGCCUUGCGACCCAUCGAACCCUUCACCGAGGAAGGUAAGCAGCCAAAUCCACGCCGCCUGCCACAAAUGUGCCAGUGUUUGGCUCGUCGUAGUGGAGAGUUGUCGUACCUUCCCCCUGAGCUGGUUGAGACCAUUAGGCGAUAUGGCUUGACCGCUGCUUCGAUCCACCACUCACAAGAAUCCCAGCACCAAUCCAGUCCCCAGCAGGCCCCUGCAACCCCCUCCACUCGGUCAAGUCGACGUGGCUCCUCCGCCAACACCUAA
Mesocestoides corti is the source of this 2070-nucleotide messenger RNA. The record is from the annotation of a GenBank genome assembly. NCBI's taxonomy places the organism in Eukaryota, Metazoa, Platyhelminthes, Cestoda, Cyclophyllidea, Mesocestoididae.